AUGAAUCUAAGUCUGAUCAACGCUUACUUUCAAGUGACGGAAGGGGAAAAAAAUACUAGGAAAUACGCAACAAGGCUUGCAGAAAGGUGGGCACAGUUAUAUCCAGUCAAAGUGUUCACUGGAAAACAUCUAGUAGCACAAGUGAAAAACAUAAAAACUAGAAAACUGCUGUCGCCUGACGAACUGGACGCACUGAGAGCCGAGGUGCUGGCACAGUCUCCAACAGCCAGACUUAGGAGCAUAAGAAGAAGCAUUCAAGGGAGCGCAACCCCACCAAGGCGAGUAUUGGAGCCUGUUGAAGAAGAAGAAAUACAGGGUACGUCAGAGCCAGAAACGGAACAGCCUGCCCUUGAAAUACGCGAGAUCUUUGAGGAAAUUAGCUUGAAAUGGGAAGGGAUAUCACUGAAUAGAAGACCGAAGAUAAGUCGAAUCAAGCUGAGCACAGAAGCAAAAAAAAUCAUGAGAACAAUCAACGCGGCCGUGAGAGAACCGAUUAACAGGUCAACAGGGUUUGAAGAACUAUGUCACAGGGUCUAUUGUGCCGCUAUUGUAGCGAAUCUUAUACUACAGACGAAGCCGAAACAGGAAAACCAGGGAAAACAAACACAGAAGAAACCCCCAUGGGAGGAGAGACUAGAAAAGCGGAUAGCAACAAUAAGAAGAGAAAUAGGAAUUAUUCAUCUCACCUUAAAUAACGGAAAAAUCAGCAGGAAAACGAACAAGAAACUAAGAACAUUCACACAAAAAAUUAACCUAAAAGAAACAGACAAACAGUAUAAGAUAAAAUUACAAAGCCACGUUGAAAAGCUCAAGCAAAAAAUUGCGGCGUUAGGAAAUAGACUGAGGAGGUACCAUAAGAGGACCCAGAGAUUCCAACAAAAUAAUCUAUUCACAAACAACCAAAGAAUGUUUUUCAGAACUAUCAACACACAGAAAGACAUGAAAGCGACCCAACCCCCAAGCCCAGAUACGAUGAAGCAGUACUGGUCGUCCUUUGGUCGACAGAGGUAA
Molecule: messenger RNA, 1011 nt
Organism: Coccinella septempunctata (seven-spotted ladybird)
Lineage: Eukaryota; Metazoa; Arthropoda; Insecta; Coleoptera; Coccinellidae
Exons: 1
Coding region: 1-1011 (336 amino acids)
Source: RefSeq, a predicted model, not a curated record